Eimeria acervulina is the source of this 7257-nucleotide messenger RNA. RefSeq lists its product as hypothetical. The transcript has 4 exons. The record is from RefSeq and is a predicted model, not a curated record. Lineage: Eukaryota; Apicomplexa; Conoidasida; Eucoccidiorida; Eimeriidae. The coding region runs from base 1 to 7257 and encodes 2418 amino acids.
AUGCUGCAGAGAGCAGCAUCUGCUGCUGUUGCUGUUGCUGCUGCUGGUCCUGCUCCUUCUACUGCUACCCUCCCUGCUGCUGCUGCUGCCGCUACGGCUGCUUCCCUCAGGUGCUGCGGCAGCGCUGGCUGCCCUGCGAGCAGCAGCAGCACGAGCUACCACUUUAUCAGCAGCAGCAGUUGCUUCUCUUUGAGCAGCAGCAGCAACAGGUACUUUAGCACUGGCAGCAAAAAUAGCAGCAGCAGCAGCAGCAACCAGCAGAGCCUGAUAGGUUGUGGCAACGGCUUUAGGCCCAGCAUCAGCAACAGCAGCAGCAGCAGCAGCAGCAGCAACGACAGCAACCCAGAGCGAAUUGGAAGCGCGUCGUGUGUCUCCUCUACUUUUGUCUUCUCCGGUGUCUCCCUGAAGCAGCAGCUGCUGCUUCUGUCUCUCCGUGCUGCAGCAGCAAACUCGGAAGCAGCAGCAGCAGCAGCAGCAGCAGAACGUUGGGGUUCACCUAAAGAUGCCUACGAAAACCACCGGAAGCUUUGGCUGUGCAUCUCCAAUGAGGCGCUGCUGCUGCUGCAGCAUGCAGCAGCAGCAGCAGCAGCAGCCGCAGAUUGGGGUGUCUCUGUUAGCUUUCUGUGGCUGCAGGGCGUAGUCCCCGUGCUGCAGCAGCUGGCUGCUGCACCUCUGCCUUUAAAAACGAAGCAGCAGCUGCCGUUUGUGCGGCACUUCGAGCUGCUGCUGCAGCAGCAAGACCCUAAUUUACUGCUGCAGCUGAGUCCUGCUGCAGCAGCAGGAGCUGCUGCUGCCCUCAGUCUACUCGGGUUGCUGCGGGGAGCAACGGCACGUGCUGCUGCUGCUGCGCUGCUGCAGCAAGUGGAGACGCUGCCUCCGUUGCUGCUGCUGCAGACUGCGCAAGCAGUGGGUCCUGCCCUGCAGCAGCAGCAGCAGCAACAACAACGGCAGCAGCAUAUGCUGCAGCAGCUGCAGCAAAGAUUGAAGCAGCAGCUGCAGAGGCAAAGGGCUGGCAUACAAUCAAGCUGCAACACAAUAAGCUGUCUGUACACCCGAGCUGCUGUUGGGGGCCUCAGGUUUUCAGAGUGGGAGCAGCUGCAGCAGCAGCUGCUGCAGGUGCUGCAGCAGCAGCACAUGCUAGAGGACACAGAGCUUGUGCAAGCAGCAGCAGCAGCAGCAGCAGCAGCAGCAGCAGGACGCUGCAAGAGCGAGCUACUCAUGGUGCUGCUGUGCCGCCACUUCCUGCUGCGGCUGGGGGGACCCGAUCUGCUGCAGCAGCAGCAACAGCAGCAGCAGCACCAGCAGCAGAGGCAGAAGCAGCAGCAUUUGCUGCAUCUUCAGCCGCUACAGCAGCACCAUACGACAGAGUUUCUGCUGCAGCUGCUGCAGCAGCAGCAGUUUGGGUUUCAAGGGGCGCAAGGGAGACCGCUGCCAUUCUGCGUGCAUGCAGCUCUGCUGCCGGGGCUACCUGACUUACCAGCUGCAGCUUUGCUGCAGUUGCUGCAGAGUGUUGUGGAGUUGCUGUCUCCAAGACCCUCCACGCGCUUGCUGCAGCAGCAGCAGCUGCUGCAGCAGCAACAGCAGCAGCUGCUGCAGCAGCAACAGCAGCAGCAAAACGUCGGGGCGCUGCUGCUGCUUGGGGUGAGUGCAGCUGAGGUAGCAGCACAGAGACACGCCACGCGGCUGCAGCAGCAGCAACUGCUGCUGCUGCUGCGUUCAGUUGUUCACCUUGCGGAUGCUGUUGCUGCUGCUAGAUAUGAUGGGGACAGCAGCAGCUGCGAGCAGCAGCAGCAGCAGCAGCAAAAGCAGCAUGGGGAUGCCUCGCAAGACCUACUCUUUCGUUUGCCUCCUGCUCUGAAGCCAGUUAUUGCUGAAAUAACAAAACACUUCGCGCUGCAGCGGGCCUACUUGCUGCAGCAGCAGCAGCAGCCACAACAACAGCAGCAGCAGCAACAGCAACAGCAGCAGCAACAACAACAACAGCAGCACCAGCAUGCCGCAAAAGCAGCAGUAACUCUGUCUCCAGGAACUAUUGCUGCCUCCAGACUUAUUGCUGCUGCUGGAUUGAGGUGCAGCAGAGCUAGCGGCGGCGGCGGCAGCAGCCGCAGCAACAGCAGCAGCAGCAGCAGCAGCAGCAAUGAGGCGAUGAGGCGUGCUGCAGAAGAAGCGGUGGAGGUGUUGAGAAUUUCAUCACCCCUUUUUCCUUUUCUUUUAAUAGGGACCGUGCAGCAGCAGCAGCAGCAGCAGCAGCAGCAGCAACCGCAGCAGCAGCAGCAGAUGGGGCCCCAAGGAUACGGGGAUUUGCUGCCGUUGCUGCAGCAGUUGCUGCCUGUGCUUGCACACGGUGCUGCUGCUUUUGCUGCUGCUGCUGCUCCUGCUGCAGCAGGUACUUCAGCCGCAGAAGAAUCAGCAGAUCCAGCAGCAGCAGCAGAAGAAGCAGCAGCAGAAGCAGAAGCAGCAGCAGCAGCAGUGUCGUUCCGGUCUGCUGCAGCUUCUGCCGCAGCAACAUUGCUGCUGCGGCUGCAGCCGUUGCUGCUGCUGCUAAGAGACUGUAAACCAGCUGUCUCCUCUAUUAAAGGUAUAUACGAAGGUGAAGCAGCAAGAAGACAUUCUGCUGCACGCGAAGCAGCAGCAUUGCUGCUGCUGCUGCUGCAGCAGCAACAAGCUGCAGGCGACCUCUCCCUCAAAGCACAGAAGCGAUGCACCACCGCCCUAGGCCCUUCGGGCCCCUUCAACUCUGCUGCUGUUUUUAUAAUGCAACACACAAAAACACAGCAGCGGCAUAGAAGGAGACUGAAGCAAAAGACGCAGCAGCGCUACCUGCAGCAACAGCAGCAGCAGCAGCAGCAGCAGGAACGGGAGCAACAGCAGCAACAACAACAACAGGAACAGCAGCUGCUGCAGCAGCAGCAGCAGCUGCAGCAGCAGCAGCGAUGCAUACGCCCAUCCUUCCUCCCGUCUAUCUCUAGUGAUUGCAGCUACUGCUGCUGUCCUGUAUGCUUGCCUCUUGCUUCCAACAGCAGCAGCAGCAGCAGCAGCACUGCUGCUGAGGUGCAGCAGCUGUUGCAUCCCGCUGCUUCAGAUGACAGCGACGAUCUCUUCUUUGAUUCUGCUACAGAUGGAGACGCAGACAGCAGCAGCAGCGGCAGCAGCAGCAGCAGCAACAGCAGCAGCAACACGCAGCAGAAAACGCCCGCGGUGUAUUCUUUUCCUGUAGCCUCCCUUAUAAACAACAGAGAGAGCAGCAGCAGCAGCAGCCAAAGCAGAAGGAAAGGCAGCAGCAGCAGCAGCAGCAGCAACAGCAGCAGCAGCAGCAAUAACAGCAGCAACUUCACGCCGGAGCAGCUAGAAUUUUAUACGCCUCGUUCACUCCUUCCGUCUGUAUACGCAUCGCAACUGCAGCAUCUGCAGCAGCAGCAGCAGCAAGAGCAGCAGCAGCAAGAGCAGCAGCAGCAAGAGCAGCAGCAGUCUGACGAGGACGAGGGAUGGCAGCAGCAGCGUCGCCACCGCCGCCAUACAUACUCGAAGCAGCAGCAGCAGCAACAUCAGCAGCAGCAGCAGCAGCAGCAACAGCAGCAGCAGCAGCAGCAGAAGCGGAGAGCGAUGGCGUCUCUUCUCGAGAAGCUGUCGCAUGAGGUGUAUGCACACCCGAAGGCCCAGAAGGACCGAACAGCAGCAGCAGCAGCAGCAGCAGCAGCAGCAGCAGCAGCAGCGGGGAAUAGGAGAGGGAGAGGCUGGGAUUGUUCUGCUGCACUUCAGCAGCAGCAAAUGGAGGAUGAAAGCGAUGCAGCAAUCAACUGGCCAACGCUGCAGUCUGCUUCUGCUGCUGCUGCUGCUGCUGUUCGUCCUGGUGCAACAGCGGCAGGAGCAGCAGCACUAGCAGCAGCAGAAGCAGCAGCAACAGCGACAGCUGCAGCAGCGACUGGUGCAGCAGAAGAAGCAGCAGCAGCAGCAGAUGCAGCAGCAGCAGCAGCAGCACUUGCAGCAACAGAUGCAGCAAUAACAACAGCAGCAGCAGAUGUAGCUGCAGCAGAAGCAGAAGCAGAGACUGCUGCAGCAGAAGCAGCGGCAGAUAUUGCUGUAGCAGAAGCAGCAGCAGAGGCUGCUGUAGCAGAAGCAGAAGCAGAGGUUGCUGCAGCAGAAGCAGCAGCAGAUGUUGUUGCUGCCGAAGCAGCAGCGAAGGCUGCUGCAGCAGAAGCGGCAGCAGCAGCAGCUCUGGCAGCCGCAGCAGCAGAACUAGAAGCAGCAGAGGCGGCCGUUGCUGCUGCAGCAGAGCGGCAUGCUGCAGCAGCAGGAUUAGCAGCAGCAGAGAGUGCGCGAGCAGCAGCAGCAGAAGCGACGGCCACGAAAGCAGCAGCAAUGAGAGCAGCAGCAGCAGCUGCUGCUGCUGCACAAGCAGCAGCAGCGGAGGCAGCAGCAGCAGAAGCAGCAGCUGCACACCGAGCAGCAGGAGAAGCGCAUGCAGCUGAGGUUGAAGCAGCAAAAGCAGCAACAACGGAAGCAGCAGCUGCUUCUGCUGCUGCCGCCAAAGCAGCAGCUGCUGUAUCAACUGCUGUUGCAGCAGCAGCAGCAGCUGCUGCUGCUGCUGCUGCUGCUGAAGCUACUGCAGCAAAAGCUGCAACAGCAGAAGCAGCAGCCGCUGCUGCUACUGCAGCAAGUCUGGCAGCAGAUGAAGUCGCAGCCGCAGCAGCAACAGCAGCAGAGAAGACAGCUGCCGAGGCUGUUGCAGCAGCAGCAGCUGCUGCUGCUGCACAAGCAUCAGCGCGAGAAGCAGCAGCAGCAGAAGAAACAGCACCAGCGCGUGCUGCCGGUACGGCGGAAGAAGCACCAGCAGCAGCAUCUGGUGCUGCAGCAGCUGCAGCAACAGCAGCAGCAACACGUGCAACGACAGCAGACGAUGUAAAUGAGCCUGGGGCCGCAGCAGCAAUAGCAGCAGCAGCAGCAGCGGCAGCAGCAGCAAAUGAAAGGCAGCCUGUGGAAACAGCAGGAAUAGCAGCAGACACUGCAGCAGCAGAAAGUGCAGCGGCAGCAGAAGCAGCAGCGGUAGCACCAGGUGCAGCAGAAACAGCAACAGAAGCAGCAGCAGCCACAGAAGCAGCAGCCACAGAAGCAGCAGCAGCAGAAGCAGCAGCAGCCACAGAAGCAGCAGCCACAGAAGCAGCAGCAGCAGAAGCAGCAGCAGCAGAAGCAGCAGCAGCAGAAGCGCCAUCAGAGACUGCUGCAAUAGAGGCUGCGGCAGCUGUCACUGCAGCAGCAGAAGCUGCAGCAGCAAGCACUGCAGCAGCAGAAGCGGCAGCAGCAGACGCUCAAGCAGCAGAAUCUGCAGCAGCAGAGACUGCAGCAGCAGAAGGUGCAGCACAAGCAGCUGCAGCAGCAGGAGAUGCAGCAACAGAAGGUGCUGCCGCUUGCGAGGAACGCAGCAGCAGCAGCAGCAGCAGCAGCAACUCUUGCAGUAGCAGCAACACCGUGUGGGAGGGUUCGGUGGCUUCAGGAGAAUCAGCAGCAGCAGCAGCAGCAGCAAACGAAGUAGAAAGAGCAGCAGGAAAAGAAGCAGCAGUAGCAGCAGCAGGAGCAGAAGCCGGCAGAGAUAGCAGCAGCACAGGGGUAGAAGGUUCAGCAGCAGAUGCAGCAGCAGAUAAAGAAGCAGAAGCAGCAGCAGAGACAAACAGCAGCAGCCCCUUUGUUCUGCCUUCACCCUUUGAAUGGGAUGUUGAGCUUGAGAAGAGAGAAGCAGCAGCAGCAGCAGCAGCAGCAAAACCAGAAGCAGCAGAAGCAGAAGCAGCAGCAGCAGCAGCAGCAGCAAUCCCCCUUCCCUCUGAAUGGAUGUCUGUUCGUCUGCAGCUGAGAGGAGUGCCUCCCAGCAGCAGCAGCAGCACCAGCACCAGCAGCAGCAGGAACACCCAUUCAAGCCCUUCAUCCGCUAAGCACAUUGCUGCAGCUGCUGCUGCUGCAGAUUCAUCCCCAGCAGCAGCAGCAGCAGCAGCAGCACCAGCUUGGCUGCCUGCUGCCCCGUUGUGUUAUGUUGAGGCGUGGAGACAGCCAGAGGAGUCUGCUGCUGCUCCUUUGCUGCUGCUGUCAUUUCAGCUGCGGCCUUCUCUGAAGCAGCAGCAGUCUCUUGUUGCUGCUGCUGCUGCAGCGUGUGGUGAGGAGACAGCUACUCGUGCUGCUUCUGCUCCUGCUCCUGCUGCUGCUGCUGCUGCGGGAGUAGAGGCAUCUGAAGCAGGGGGACAGGAAGAAGCACUUGCUGCUGCUCUUGCUGCAGCAGCGGAGCAGCAAGCAGCAGAAGCAGCAGAGGCUGGGAGCAGCCUUUUGCUGCUGCCUCCAGUGCGUAGCUGCGUGGUUGUAGACAGUCUUGAUGCGGGGUUGCUGCUGCUGCUGCGGCAGCAGCAGCAAGUGGUGCUCCGGCUGCUGCAAACAAUAGAUCAGCAGCAGCAAACGCUGCAGCAGCAGCAGCAAAAUUACAGGCCUGUGCUUCAGGUGUACGUACACCUCGCCAGUGUCUUUCGAAGGAAGGAGACAGACAGGAAGCUGCCAGCGGUGCUGCAGCAGCAGCAGCAGCAGCAGCAGCAGCAGCAGCAGCAAGAGAAAUCGUACCAGAAGAAGCAGCAGCAGUUGCUGCUAGCGAGAACAGUAUGGAGUAAGCUGCUGCGAAAGCUGCAGCGCAGCAGCAGCAGCUGCAGCAACAACAGCUGCUGCUGCUGCAGGCGCCGUCUAUUGCGUGUACAAGCAGCAACCCUUACAGCAGCCGCCCCACACCCCUGUGAGCAGCAGCAGCAGGAGCAGCAGCAGCAGCAGCAGCAACGGCAGCUAGAAGAGAAGCAACAACAACAGCAGCAGCAACAACAAGAUCAGCAGCAGCAGCAGCAACAACAGCAGCAGCAUCAGCGACUGCUGAGCUUAGAAACCAGCAGCUGCGAGUCUCCUUCAUUUGUUCGCAGCUGUUCAGCAGACAGAGAGAGCAGCAUAGCAUGUGAUAGCAAUCCAGCAGCAGCAGCAGCAUCAGCACCUGCUGCAGCAACGACAGCUGCUGCUGCUGCAGGAGACAGGAAGACCGAGUGGAGAGAAGAGCAGCAAAGCUGCUGCAGCGGAUGGCGUAGCCUCGGUAGAGUUGCUGCACAGGUGCCCUCAGAAGACGUUGGGGUGUAUCUGCUGCAGCGCUGCUGGUGUGCAGCAGCUGCAGCAGCUGCAGCAGCAGCAGCAGCAGCAGCGCGUGAUGCUGCUGCUGCUUCUCCUAGAACCUCUGAGAGACGAUAUUAA